AUGGCUGCUACACCAUCUGGGCUGGACUCUGCUUCUGUGGUCUCGUUCCAGAAACACUUGGCAACGUCCACCCGCAUAGUCGCCAUUCUCGGCGCAGGUCUCUCGGCGUCUUCCGGCUUACCCACAUUUCGAAGCGCCGACGGUCUAUGGUGCAGCCAUGAUGUACAGAUGAUCGCAACGCCAGCGGGCUGGCGCCGCGAUCCUGGGUUGGUAUGGCAAUUCUACUCGGAACGACGUCGCAAGGCACUGCGCGCACAACCAAACUCAGCUCAUUAUGCGCUCACAGAGCUUGCGAAGAUCAAGCCAGGCUUUGUUGCACUUAGCCAAAACGUGGACGGACUGCUACAGCGCGCUGGUAUGGGCGAAGGCGAUCCAAAAGGACAGCUGAAGUUGCUGCAUGGGAAUCUGUUUGACCUACGGUGUGCUAGCGGCUGUGGCUAUGAGGAGCGCGGCAAUUUUGAUGAUCCGCUAUCCCCUGGAGAUGAUGCUCCGAAGGUUUCUGACUCGGCCCCUGUAUUAAAAUCUGGUAUUGAGGAGAGCGAGCUGCCGCAGUGUCCAAGCUGUAAGAGCGGUCUACUGCGCCCAGGUGUUGUCUGGUUUGGGGAGGGCUUGCCUCAAGAUGUAAUGGACGAGGUAGAUGCGCUAUUCGACGAGGAAAAGAUUGAUCUUUGCCUUGUCAUCGGUACAUCAAGCUUGGUAUGGCCAGCAGCCGGAUUUGCUGAACAGGCGCGAAACAAAGGUGCGCGUAUUGCAACUGUGAACAUGAACAUCAAUGAUGCCAAGAACGUCAGAAAGGGUGAUUGGGUUUUCAUUGGUGAUGCGGCGGUAGUCGUUCCUGAAAUCCUAGGACUUACGCAGCUUCGAGGAUAG
This is a messenger RNA of Truncatella angustata, 870 nucleotides long. RefSeq names its product DHS-like NAD/FAD-binding domain-containing protein. Gene Ontology annotation, molecular function: NAD+ binding; protein-malonyllysine demalonylase activity; protein-succinyllysine desuccinylase activity. Bases 1 to 870 code for a protein of 289 amino acids. Lineage: Eukaryota; Fungi; Ascomycota; Sordariomycetes; Amphisphaeriales; Sporocadaceae. The record is from RefSeq and is a predicted model, not a curated record. The transcript has 2 exons.